AUGAUCUUUGAGGCGCUCAGACGACAUGGGACGAGAGCCGAUCUUCUCAUGUUGUAUCCACAGAAGUGGAAGGUGCCCAAAGUCAUACUCGAUGACGACGCACCUCCAACCGACUAUGAAGGCACGCUGCUGGCUCAAGCUCGGGACCAGUAUCACGCAAAGCUGAACCCCAUCCAACAUAUGGACGAGCUUUUCCUCCUUCCCACGGCUCCAGUGGCCAUGCCUCGCGCAUACUGGCUUGAACAAUUCUUCCUAUCGUCCCAACUCAUAGUUAUCGAGCCAUCGGAGGAUAGCUGGCAGCGGGUGCAAAGCGCAAUGGAACACCACGAGGGCCACGACUACGAUAUGGAUAUCUUGAACAAGGUGUUCGGUGCCUCGACUUCAGUGAUACCGCAUCGUAGAUACGAUCUUUUGACUGGUGAAUUUCGCCACCAGAUUGAUCAGCAUGAGGCCUACCUCGGCUCGCCGACAGAAAGAUGGAACGGACGGGAUGCGGUGAAAGAAGCCAAGUUCGUCCACUUUUCAGACUGGCCGCUGCCAAAACCGUGGUUGAACGCGACAGAGGACCAGGUCGCUAGACAACAACCGUCAUGCAGAUCGUUAUCAGAAGGCGAGUCGGAUUGUACAGACCGAGACGUGUGGUUGGAGCUUCGCAGAGACUUCUCGGAGCGACGUCUGCGGGUGUGUGGAAAGGCUUACGACAACGUCUAG
Molecule: messenger RNA, 711 nt
Organism: Alternaria ethzedia
Lineage: Eukaryota; Fungi; Ascomycota; Dothideomycetes; Pleosporales; Pleosporaceae
Exons: 3
Coding region: 1-711 (236 amino acids)
Molecular function (GO): glycosyltransferase activity
Source: RefSeq, a predicted model, not a curated record